Messenger RNA from Oncorhynchus gorbuscha (pink salmon), 2657 nucleotides. It is a transcript of the gene hrh1, whose product is annotated as histamine receptor H1. The record is from RefSeq and is a predicted model, not a curated record. Lineage: Eukaryota; Metazoa; Chordata; Actinopteri; Salmoniformes; Salmonidae. The transcript is spliced from 4 exons. The coding region runs from base 439 to 2130 and encodes 563 amino acids. Gene Ontology annotation, molecular function: G protein-coupled acetylcholine receptor activity. Gene Ontology annotation, cellular component: plasma membrane. Gene Ontology annotation, biological process: adenylate cyclase-activating adrenergic receptor signaling pathway.
GUGUUUACAGAAUGUUACGUUGUUCUGUCAGCGACUGUUGACGAAGAGGAUAUCUCAACAGAAUCAUCUAAGGCUGUGAUUAUACUGUAUUAAUCCUCUUCGUAAACAGUCGCUGAAGCAAUAAUCUAAUAAAACGUAAGUAGAGUGUAGACCUUGAAUGCGCGCUGUUCUCCGAGUCGAGAUAAAGAAGGUGGGUGGGUGACUGCGUGCGUCCGUCCGCAACCGGCAAUGUUCUCUCACACUGCCUGCCGCUGCUGGGAACACGCGUCAACCGUCCUAUUUUACAAAUCUAAAGGUUUCACAUUUUAUUCAAGAUUUUCCAACUUUGAGGGAUCAAGAGAGGAUGAAGAGGAGGAGGGGUGACGUGCACAUCCUACAGAUCACCGGUUCUUCACAAAAAUAAUACUUAGAUAAAGAAGUCAUCUAGAGACGAGCACCAUGAUGGAUUCUAUUCGGUCUACGCCUGAUGUCUUCACCACAGACAGUAUCUCGAGAGAACCAUACCAUGAGACCCAACAGUCACCAUCCAACUCAACCAUACCCGUCGAGCAUCACUACAGCUUCCACAAUACCCUACUAGGUGUCUUCCUGGGCUUCCUGUCCCUGCUCACCGUCGUCAUGAACAUCCUGGUACUCUACGCUGUGAAGAAGGAGCGGACCCUCCACACGGUGGGCAACCUCUACAUCGUCAGCCUCUCCGUGGCGGAUCUCAUCGUCGGGGCCACCGUCAUGCCCCUCAACCUGGUGUAUCUGCUGGAGGACGAGUGGAGGCUGGGGAGGGUCGUCUGUCAGUUCUGGCUCAUCAUGGAUUACGUAGCCAGCACAGCCUCCAUCUUUAGUCUGUUUAUACUAUGUCUGGAUCGGUAUCGGUCCGUUCACGAGCCGCUGAGGUACCUGAAGUACCGAACCAGAGGGAGAGCUAGCGUUAUGAUCUCAGGGGCCUGGCUAAUGUCCAUGACGUGGAUUAUUCCUAUUCUAGGGUGGAGGUCGUUUGCUACUGUCGAUCUUAAACCGGAAAUGGAAAAUAAGUGUGACACCGAUUUCCGGUUUGUUACGUGGUUUAAGGUUUUAACUUCCGUGUUUAACUUCCACCUUCCGUCUCUGUUGAUGCUGUGUUUCUACUCACGCAUCUACAUGGCUGUGAGGAGGCACUUCAGAGAGAGGGAAAAGAUUAUCAAUCCUACAGACUCUACGGCGGGAAACCGUAUCGGACACAAAGUCCAAACAGGAAAUAGACCCUGCGGGUUUUCUAACGAGGAAAAUAAGGGAAACGACUGUGACUUUGAUCAGUACACUUUAGACCAGCUGUACAACUCAACAGAUACGGCUGAAACCAACGCAUCCAGGGAACCCAAGUCUGAGAAAGACGCUCACUCCAGUCAUUCCCUGCUCAGAAUGACAAAACGUCUGAGGAAGACUGUAAAGGGCAAAAGAAAGAGCAUGUCUUUUCAGGAGAAGAAUUCAGACUCUGAGACCCCUUUGAACCUGUCAACGUUACCUCUCCGCUUCACCGACGACAACAACGCGCAGGGACUGUACGUAUCCGUGAGCGACACAGCCGCGCCGCUAAACUCUGCGGCUGGCGUUUACGAGAUAACCCAGAUAGCUGACGUGCAGAGAUACACCACCAUGUUGUACAACGAUUUCACCCAGUCUCUGAAUUCACCCCCGUCACCAUGGUCACAUAAUUCACCCCCGUCACCAUGGCCACAUAAUUCACCCCCGUCACCAUGGCCACAUAAUUCACCCCCGUCACCAUGGCCACAGGAGGACUCGGAGCCCGAUGAUGGCGCUAACCCAGACGCUGCAGCCAACGCUGUGACCCUAAAGCAGACCUGGCAGAAGUUCUGUGCCCAGUCCAGGCAGCGUAUCCAGAGCCUUCAGGUCCAUAAGGAGUACAAAGCGGCCAAGCAGCUGGGCUGUAUUAUAGCCGGGUUCAUGAUGUGCUGGAUCCCAUACUUCAUAGUCUUUAUGGUCAUGGCUUUCUGCCAAACCUGUGUACAUCACGACCUACAUAUGUUCACGAUAUGGCUUGGGUAUAUAAACUCUACCUUGAACCCGUUCAUAUACCCCCUCUGCAAUGAGAAUUUCAAAAGGGUGUUCAAAAAGAUUUUACACAUUCAUUUGUGAUGAAAGGUUUUCUGAACAGUGUCUUGAUUGGCAGGUAGCCCUUUAGGUUAUGUUAUCGAUGCUGCUUUAAACUUCGGUGUGCUUGCAUGUUUUGAGUAACUUCAAUUUUGGUACCUUAACUGUGUAUAGUUUUGUAAAUAUAAUGCUUAUUUAUUGUAGGCCUAAAUAUUUCUGUAUCAAACCCAAACAUCAUCCUUCUCACUCGACAAACUAUGCAUUCCAGUCUUCAUGGAGUCUUGUCUGACUUUUUAUUUUAGUCAUUCAUGUCUGUAAUUUCCAAUAAAAGUGUCUGUACGGGGGUGCUUUGUUAUGGAUGAGUAACCUAUGCAACAGUUAUACUGUUCUUCCCGUAUCAAAAAUAUUUAUACAAAACGACAUACAUCUCAAAGUGUUUCAGUGAUUUGUCUUGAUUUGAGGGGGCGCCAGUGUAGACUGAAACCUUACUGCUGUAACUCACACUGUGGUAAGCACGACAACAUAAUAUGUUUACACUCUACAAUAAAAAUAAAUACGCUUUUUAACAUUUA